Theobroma cacao (cacao) is the source of this 1758-nucleotide messenger RNA. RefSeq names its product Uroporphyrinogen decarboxylase (gene HEME1). Lineage: Eukaryota; Viridiplantae; Streptophyta; Magnoliopsida; Malvales; Malvaceae. The record is from RefSeq and is a predicted model, not a curated record. Gene Ontology annotation, molecular function: uroporphyrinogen decarboxylase activity. Gene Ontology annotation, biological process: porphyrin-containing compound biosynthetic process.
CCAAAAAACAGAGAACUUCCGCCCAAACUCCAAAACUCUCUCCCCAGAUUCUCCUCUAAAAGGAAAAAUGAGCUUCUUUUCACUAGCAAGGUCGAAAUCCCAUUUCAUGCUUGCAGUUCCUUGGGAGUUAAAUCCUCAAGCUUGACAGUGCAGUUGGGUUUUCACUCUAAUGAAAAUAAUGGCUUCCCUGGAGCUUUUCUCUCAUCUCCUAAAAAGACAAAAAUUAAGAAGUUUUCUAUAGCUUGCUCUUCUUCUACUGCUGAUCCAUUGUUGGUUAAGGCCGCGAGAGGAGAACCUGUAAGUCGGCCUCCGGCAUGGAUGAUGCGGCAGGCAGGAAGGUAUAUGGCUGUUUACAGAAAGCUUGCAGAGAAACACCAAUCCUUCAGACGGAGGUCGGAGACAACUGACCUCAUUGUGGAAAUCUCUUUGCAGCCUUGGGAAGCUUUCCGCCCUGAUGGAGUGAUAAUUUUCUCUGAUAUACUUACUCCACUACCUGCAUUUGGUGUCCCAUUUGACAUUGAAGAUGUAAGGGGUCCUGUUAUUCAGUCACCAAUUCGUUCUGAGGAUGGCUUGAAGUCAUUGCAUCCAAUUGACUUGGAGAAACUACAUUUUGUUGGGGAAUCCCUUAAGAUUCUGCGCCAGGAGGUUGGAGGUCAUGCUGCAGUGCUGGGUUUUGUUGGAGCACCUUGGACAAUAGCCACAUAUAUAGUAGAGGGAGGUACAACACGCACUUAUACAACCAUAAAGAGUAUGUGCCACACAGCUCCAAAUUUAUUGAGGACUCUUCUUUCUCAUUUAACAAAGACAAUAUCUGAAUACAUUAUUUACCAAGUGGAGUCUGGAGCACAUUGCAUACAAAUUUUUGAUUCAUGGGGUGGACAACUACCACCUGAUAUGUGGGAGCAAUGGUCAAAGCCUUAUAUAACAGAGAUUGUGAGUUUAGUACGGAGUAAAUGCCCUAACACACCACUUGUUCUCUACAUUAAUGGAAAUGGUGGCCUCCUUGAGCGCAUGAAAGGAACAGGGGUUGAUGUGAUUGGACUUGACUGGACAGUGGAUAUGGCUGAUGGAAGGAAGCGUUUGGGCAGUGAUAUCAGUGUGCAGGGAAAUGUCGACCCUGCUUAUUUGUUUUCUUCACUUCCUGCAGUGACAGAGGAAAUUCAAAGGGUUGUUAAGUGUGCAGGACCACGUGGCCACAUUCUCAAUUUGGGUCAUGGCAUUUUAGUCGGGACACCUGAAGAAGCUGUUGCACAUUUUUUUGAAGUCACAAAAAGCUUGAAGUAUGACAGUUCAUUUCAAAAUCAUGCCGUGGAGGAAUCUAAAUUGGUAGUUUGAGAACAUUAGGGUUAGGCAAAAUCACGUAAUUUUUUUCUAUAAAUUGGCCAUUUAUGGUUAAAUUCACAUCUUAUCCGUGCAUCAUGAUCUAUUGAUCUCAAAUCAACUUGCAUUUUUAAAGGGAUGGAUUAGAGCUUGGUUUUUGUACAUGCUUGAGGAUAAGCCAAUUAGGUAUAUUCAUUGUGCCAGUUAGUAAUUGCUGGGGGAUGAAUCAGUAUCCUGCUUUUUUGUUGUAUAUUUGAAGUCUAUGCAUACUCAAGCUUUUGUUCGAGUUUUUUGUUUUCCCCUUUUACCUGGGUGGUAGAGGAUAUGAGCUGCAGAGACAUUCAAGAGCUUUGAAGUGACUAGUAAAAACAUGUGCAAAAGGAUGUAUGGACUAUAGCCAAAUAUUUACAUCCGUAAUGAAUUUAUUCUUUGACCUUA